UGGUAUGGUCUCUUAAGAAAAGAGAAAUGCAUACGUGAAUUUAGUUUGGUGCCCCUGGUCCAAACUCCGAACCCAGGGCGGCGCGACGAACCACUCCAAACCACCUCCACCUAUGGCUAUGGACGCCCCCCGUUGGACGGAGGAGGUGGACGACCUGGUUGACGCCGGCGAUGUCCACGGAGCCAUCUCCCUCCUCGAGUCCGUCGUCUCCAACCUCUCCACGGCCUCCUCCGCUCCUUCGUCGGGCGGCCACCUUCGCCUCGCCGCGGCGCUUGGCGACCUCGCCGGACUCCACGCCUCCCGCGGCAACACUCUCCGCGCGGACGAGCUCCGCGCCCGCGCCAUCGUCCUCCGAUCCCGCGCCGCAGCCCCCGGGGCAUUAGGGGAUCAUGAGCCGGCAGAGAAAUCUUUAUCACAAGAGAGUGCCAUGGUUUCGAGGGAUUCUGAAGUAUCAGCUAGUUUGGAUGAGAAGAAUGACGAUGAUGAGGAUGAUUGGGAGGCUAUUGCAGAUCGUGGUGCACAUGAUGAGACGCUAGUGCCCUCCCUGGAGCAAGAAGCAAAGGUGUCUUCAUGUAGCUCUUUGGAGAAAAGUAGCACCCCAUCUUCAGGACCCAAAAGGAAGGGGAGGGGUUCAUUUCUUUACGAUAAGAGUGUUCUGUACAGUGACCAGUGUGGUUUGGAAAGAGAUUUGGAUGAGAAGGAGUCUACUCAGAGUGGACCAAAGGGCCACGCGAAUGAGCGAGCUGGCACAGUUGCAACACAGUUUGGGACAAGGCAUGCCCUUGUUCUUUAUGACUUUUCACCAAGCACACGCACAACUGAUUUGGAAAGGAUUUUUGAGAAGUUUGGGGACCACGGAGUUGCCAUUCGCUGGGUUAAUGAUACUUCUGCGCUUGCAGUCUUUCGGACCCCAUCAGCUGCUAAUGAGGCUCAAGCUUGCAUACCUCCAAGAUACAAAGUGCGGCCAUUGAAGGAUGAUGAUGAUCUAUUGACAAAAAUAGAUGGAGGAGACCUAGAACCGCCCAAGCCAAGGCCAAAGACAUCUGCAAGAACAGCUCAAAGGCUAAUUGCUCACGGGAUGGGUUUAAGGCAGUUUACAAACUUUGGCUCGGAUGAGCUGAAGAAACAAGAGGAAGAGAGAAGGAACCGAAUCAUGGCUCGACAAGCUAUGCGUGAUGAGGCUUGGGGUUCAGAUUGAUCCAGAGUUUGUCAUCACGUCUGCGAGUUUGUUACACGGGUGUUUAUACGCUUUUACUCUUUACCUGGAUUUUUUUUUGUUGGUUCCGAGAAAUCUGAGACCUUAUAGUAGCAAGAGUGGCAUCAAGUGAUGGAGAUGGCAAUCAUGUUGAGCACAAUGGUGUAUUGGGAUGCUGACGGUGGUUUCAGUUAAUAGAUAGAUAUCUGUACAACUGCGACGGAUGCUUUCCAGACUGUCAAGUCCACGAGUGUGUCGUGUGUGUGUGUGUGUGUGUACCUCUUCCUGCCUCAACAAUCUUGGCCUGCCUUGUGUGU
Phragmites australis (common reed) is the source of this 1512-nucleotide messenger RNA. RefSeq lists its product as uncharacterized. NCBI's taxonomy places the organism in Eukaryota, Viridiplantae, Streptophyta, Magnoliopsida, Poales, Poaceae. The record is from RefSeq and is a predicted model, not a curated record. Gene Ontology annotation, molecular function: nucleic acid binding. Bases 113 to 1198 code for a protein of 361 amino acids. The transcript is spliced from 6 exons.